CUGAACGAAAGAAAUGGCUUAGACUAGGUGGCAGUGACUUAGCUACCCAAGCGAGCAAGCCACAAAUUAACUUUCACUUCAAAAAUCAAAAGUUGCAUAGAUCUUUCAAACAGAAAACACAAUAUCGAUCGAUGUGAUGUUAACUAAAUAGCCUAUGGAAUAUAUUUAAUUAAUAUGGCAUCCAAAUAUGAGCGCAUUAUCAGUGAUUGCAGAUCGAGAAAUAUAUUGUGGGAAGACGCUGAUUUCCCAGCAAUACAAUCAUCGGUAUUUUACUAUCAAACGCCCCCAUUCACAUUCCAGUGGAAGCGCAUAGCCGAGCUAAACAAUGCGCAAGCCUCGUUCCUCAAUGAGAAUGCUGAAUUUGAUGUGGUGCCUGGUAAAAUGGGAGAUCGUUGGCUCGUCUCCUGUCUGGGCGUGUUGUAUUCGUUGCGAAAUCUAUUUUAUCGCGUUGUGCCUGCCGACCAGAGUCUGGACAAGUCAAUGGGCAUCUAUCGCUUUCGCCUAUGGUGGUGCGGCGAGUGGGUGGAGGUGCUCGUCGACGAUCGCCUGCCAACGAUCAAUGGACGACUCGCAUUCAUGCAGCCGCAGUCAUCGAAUUGCUUCUGGGCAUCGCUAUUGGAGAAAGCCAUUGCCAAAUUGCAUGGCUCCUACGAGGCGCUCAAGUAUGGCACACGAUCCGAUGGCCUGACCGAUCUACUGGGCGGCGUUGUCAAGUGCAUGCCCAUUAUAUCGGAUACCAUAAGACCGCAAACCCUAAAGGAUCACCUGGCCACAACUUGCAUUGUCACCUGCAUUGCGGUCAAAAAUGCCGCGGUCCAAAAGAAGAAUACAACGGAGAGGCUGUCCAAUGGCAUUUUGCUGAAUGCUAACUACAGGCUUUCGUGCUUGGAUAAAGUGGAGACGGUAAUGGGCGAUUCGGUGCAAUUGGUGCGCAUUAAGGACACAUUUUCGUCAAAGCCUUUUGGCGAUAAGACCAAUUUCGUGGGCGAUUGGUCACCGACCUCGAAGACCUGGGAGCGCGUCUCGUCUGCGGAACGUGGACGUCUAUUGGCCCAGUUGGAGCUGGGCGAAUUUUGGAUCUCGUUUUAUGAUUUUGUGCACACGUUUACCACGCUGGAAAUCGUUUAUUUGGACUCGGACACAGCGAAUGGCGAGCAGAUGUUGAAGGGACGUCCGUUGCACUGGAAAAUGAAGAUGUAUCAAGGACAGUGGAAACGCGGCGUGACUGCCGGCGGUUGUCGCAACCAUGAGUCCUUUCACAUCAAUCCACAGCUCUUGGUAUCCAUACAGGAGAAACAGGACAUUGUCAUUGCAUUGAAUCAGCAUACGGCCGUGGAGCCAAAGGUCAUCGGCUUCACCAUGUACAUGUGGAAUCGCGAAUAUAGCCUAAACGAAUGCUUACAGAAGGACUUUUUCAAAAAUCAAAUGAGCUUCCUGAACUCGGACUAUGGCAACACUCGGCACGUCAGCUAUCACACACAGCUGGACAUUGGGCACUAUGUGUUGAUGCCCACCACCUAUGAGCCGGCUGAGGAGGCACAGUUCACGGUCCGCAUAUUGGGCACGUCCGCCUUUAGGCUGUCGUGCCUGGAGACGCAAACAAUGAUCUUGCUGGAUCCGUUCCCAGCGCUGAAGACCGACGACAAUGUGCAGAAAAUCAAAAGCAUCUGCCAAUAUGAACCAGUGUACAUGCAGCUGGCGGACGAGAACAAGACCAUCAAUUGCUUCGAGCUGCACGAGCUGCUGGAGGCCUGCCUGCCCAAUGACUAUAUCAAAGGCUGCGCCAACAUCGACAUCUGCCGCAAGGUAAUUGCGCUGCAAGACAAAACGGGCAGCGGCCGCAUCACGUUUCAGCAGUUCAAAACCUUUAUGGUUAAUCUAAAAUCAUGGCAAGGCGUAUUCAAAAUUUAUACAAAAGAGAAAGCGGGCAUUCUGCGCGCAGAGCGCCUACGCGAUGCACUAUAUGACAUUGGCUUCCAGCUGAGCACCGACAUCAUGAACUGUCUCAUCCAGCGCUACAUACGCAAGGAUGGUACGCUGCGCCUCAGCGACUUCGUCUCGGCAGUCAUCCAGCUGACCACGGCCUUCAAUCAAUUCCAUUCGAAGAACUACAAUCAGGUGAACGUGAUUGAGGUGCAUCUGCACGAUUGGAUCAAGAGCAUAUUGAGCUGCUAGAGCAAGUGCGCGCUGACCGAUGCAAUAUACUGUUUUUUUUUUCUAUAAAUUAUAUAUAAUUAUUUAUUUUUAAAUGGGACA
Drosophila hydei is the source of this 2256-nucleotide messenger RNA. It is a transcript of the gene CalpC, whose product is annotated as calpain-C. Gene Ontology annotation, molecular function: calcium-dependent cysteine-type endopeptidase activity; calcium ion binding. Bases 175 to 2175 code for a protein of 666 amino acids. Lineage: Eukaryota; Metazoa; Arthropoda; Insecta; Diptera; Drosophilidae. The record is from RefSeq and is a predicted model, not a curated record. Gene Ontology annotation, cellular component: cytoplasm. Gene Ontology annotation, biological process: proteolysis. The transcript has 2 exons.